Molecule: messenger RNA, 3267 nt
Organism: Lolium perenne
Lineage: Eukaryota; Viridiplantae; Streptophyta; Magnoliopsida; Poales; Poaceae
Molecular function (GO): nucleic acid binding; RNA-DNA hybrid ribonuclease activity
Source: RefSeq, a predicted model, not a curated record
AUGGCAAAAUUCAGAGAUUGCUUGACGGACUGCCGUCUUGCUGAUUUGGGCUUCUCAGGCUACCCUUUUACUUGGGACAACAAACGAGAGGGUCAAGCUAAUGUACAGGCUAGACUAGAUCGUGCUACAGCAAAUGAUGACUUUAUUACCAUGUUUCCCCUAACGUGUGUAAAACACCUGAUCACAGAGGAGUCUGAUCAUAUGGCUUUACUUAUCAAAGUUGCUGCUGAGCCGGACAGCCGGCCUUGCUUGCAACCAAGGGGAUUUAUGUACGAGGAGAUGUGGACAAGGCACGCAGAGUAUGAUUCUAUGGUGAGGGAGGCGUGGCAAUUCACUGGCAGCCAUGGUGGAGGAAUUAGGGGUCUGUGGCUCCGGCUACAGGAAGUUUCUAAGACCAUGAAGGCCUGGAGCUAUAACACAUUUGGCUCUGUUCGGCAAGAGAUUAGAAGGUUGAAGGAGGCGCUUGAAGACGCUAAGAUGCAUGCUAUUGUCGCCGAUCCCUCACCGGAGGUUCGGAACAUGGAGCGUCGUCUCCAUGAGAUGUAUGAGACAGAGGAAGUAAUGUACAAGCAGCGUUCAAGGCAAGACUGGCUCAAGGAGGGUGAUCGGAACACUAGAUAUUUUCAGAAUAGAGCAACGCACAGGCGUAGAAAGAAUACAAUUAAAUUUCUGAAACGUCCUGACGGUAGUCGUUGUGAUACUGAUGAAGGAAUGCGGAGAAUGGCACAGGCCUUCUACGCCGACUUAUACAGGUCUGAAGGAUCAUCUGAGAUGGAUCGUAUUUUAGAUCAGAUUCCUGGCUUUGUCACUGAACAGAUGAAUCAAUCUUUGACGGCUGUGGUAUCGGACAAAGAAAUAGAGGCAGCUUUAUUUCAAAUGGGUCCAACAAAGUCUCCGGGACCUGAUGGGCUUCCUGCCCUUUUCUUCCAACGCCACUGGGCGGACGUCAAAGAGGCCGUGAUUUCUGCGGUCAAGGAGUUUCUGGCAGGUGAAGAAUGUCCUCCCGACUUCAAUGAUACAGUCCUUGUCCUAAUACCGAAGGUAAAUUCGCCGGAAUCGCUGGUCCAAUUCCGUCCCAUUAGCCUGUGCAAUGUGCUAUAUAAAAUUGCGUCGAAAGUGUUGGCGAACCGCUUGAAGAGGAUUCUCCCAAUUCUUAUUUCGGAGGAACAGAGCGCGUUUGUCCCUGGAAGACUAAUCACGGACAAUGUGUUUAUAGCUUAUGAGUGUACUCAGGCCAUUCGGACGAGGAAACGGAAGACGCCGCUGUGCGCGGUAAAAUUGGAUAUGGUCAAAGCGUACGAUCGGGUAGAGUGGAUAUUUCUGGAGAAGAUGAUGCAGAAGCUAGGGUUUUCUCAUGAAUGGAUCAGAAUGGUCAUGACGUGCAUCACCUCGGAGAGGUUUAGGGUCAAGCUAAAUGGGGGACUUUCGGAUGGGUUUGUCCCGACCCGAGGACUAAGGCAAGGGGAUCCGAUCUCGCCCUACUUAUUCUUGUUCUGCGUUGAGGGGUUUUCGGCGCUGCUAAAACAAGCACAACAUGAGAACCUUCUGAGAGGAGUUCAGUUUGGUGUUAGUGGCCCGCAUAUUACCCAUCUCCUGUUUGCCGACGACAGCGUCGUAUUUCUGGAGGCAACCACUACUAGCAUGCAAACUCUGAGGCGAAUUCUGCAGGACUAUGAAGUUAGUUCAGGACAAAAAGUAAAUCUCCAGAAAUCUUCUAUGUUUUUUUGUAAAGGAUGUAAGGAGGAGGUCAAAGAAAGUCUGAAGGAAAUUAUGGGGAUUGCGGCGGAAGCUCUAUGGGAGAAGUACUUGGGCUUGCCAACUGUUGUAGGGAGAUCCAAGGAAGGCUGUUUUAAGCACCUGCGGGAGAGGACGUGGGGAAAGGGAUGGAGGAUGAUCACGCAACCGGCCUCUUUGUGUGCACGAGUGCUUAAAGCCAGGUAUUUCAAAGAUGGGGAGUUCUUGACAGCAAGCUGUCCUAAACGAGCAUCAUAUACCUGGAGUGGAAUUAUACACGGGAGGCAAUUAUUGAAGGAGGGAAUUAUCUGGAGGAUAGGUGAUGGCUCAUCUAUUUCGGUCAGUAAGGACAAUUGGAUACCAAGAGUUGGGGCGAAGCGUCCACUGGGACGGCGGGAGGAGAGUUGCCCGGACAAGCUGAGCGAUUUUAUUUCAGAGGAAGGGGGCGAGUGGAAUGAAGAAAUGGUCAAGCAACAUUUCUUUGACUUGGAUGUUGCAGAUAUUCUUUGCACCCCGGUUGGUAAACCGAAUUCACAUGACUUUGUGGCAUGGAAUCAUACGAAGAAUGGUAUCCUCUCCGUGAAGUCUGCAUAUCACCUGGCUGUUCAGAGGAAAAGAGACCGAAGUGGAGCUGCUGAAUCCUCAAGUUCGGUGGAGAAGCACAAGGGCUGGCUUGCCUUAUGGGCGGCGCAAGUUCCAGGGAAGAUUAAGGUGCACAUGUGGCGGCUGAUUGAGAAUGGUCUAGCGGUGGGAUCCGAGCUUAGUCAUAGGAAGAUUAAAGACGGCGUGGGUUGGAUACUAGAUUGGAUUGGAAAAGUGAAUGAUGAUCAGAUGGCCUGGGCGUUCAAUCUGAUAUAUAACCUCUGGCUGGCUCGGAAUGAUGCGAGGGAAGUACAACGGAUACAGGAUCCGGGACAAAUUGUUCAGAAAGUCGUAGCUGCUGUGGAGGAAUGGAGAAACCUUAAGGCUGUCGCACCGCGCCCAACGACCAGAGUGGUGGAACGGUGGAGAGCUCCAGAAGCGAGCUGGGUCAAGGUGAACACUGAUGGAGCGUACCGGCAAAGCGAAGGCAACGGAGGGGGAGGUGUGAUUAUCAGAGACCACCAUGGUAGCUUCAUCGCGGGAGCAUGCCAUUUUUUAACCCAUGUUGCUGAUGCGGAUAGGGCGGAGCUUCUGGCGUGUAGACGAGGCCUGAUGCUGGCGAAGGAGAUACAAGCGUCGAAGGUGAUCCUGGAAACGGACUCUACAGGGGUUAUGGCCAAGCUGCGGAAAGAGGAGAAGGACCGAUCAUUUCAUGGUCCACUUGUGGAGGAAAUCAAGGAGCUUACGCUAGGCUUCGAGAAUUCCUCCGUGGUUGCUGUUACACGGACAGCUAAUGGAACCGCGCAUGAUUUAGCGAAAGAGAACGGCCACCACCAGGGCCUCGACCACCUCCAGGCCUCCCCCAACUCUCCCCACACCUCGACCUCCUCCCAUCAUCUUGACAACCUCCACGAACAAUCUCCUCCCUUCUACGGCUCCCCACAAAUCUGA